Molecule: messenger RNA, 1287 nt
Organism: Musca vetustissima
Lineage: Eukaryota; Metazoa; Arthropoda; Insecta; Diptera; Muscidae
Exons: 4
Coding region: 1-1287 (428 amino acids)
Biological process (GO): positive regulation of DNA-templated transcription
Cellular component (GO): nuclear body
Source: RefSeq, a predicted model, not a curated record
AUGAGUUCCAAACAGAGUGCGCGUUUGAAAACUAAACGAAAGCCGGGCGACCCAUGGGUAUCGAAAAAUCGUGUUCUCAACCCCACCAAGUCGAAACGCAAUUGCCCCAUAUAUCGCAAUCCAAAUUUCGAUACCGAUGAAACAAAGCUGCUGAUACAAUUGUGGGGUGAUCCCAAGGUGCAACGUGAACUGAUUACCACACACAAAAAGCAUUUGGUUAUUGCUCAGCUGGCUAGCAAAAUGGAAGAGUACGGCUACCAUCGUUCACCCGAAGAGAUAACGACGCGCAUCAAGAACAUGAAAUGUUUCUAUAAUCGUUUGAAAAAAGAAAUGGAAUUGAAUAAGGACAUGGAUCCGUCGUGGCGUCAUUAUGCCGAUAUGGAUGCCAUUAUGACACGGCCCAUAUUUAGUGUACGUCCGAAUGAGGUACCGGCACCGUCGCUUAAAUAUCUAAUGGAACAGGAGGAGGAGAAGAGAAAGGAACGCAAGCGCAAAGCAGAAGAAGAGGGCAUUAAUGUUUCCGAAAGCGAUGAUGACAUAGAAGAUGUUUUAGCAGUACCAGCUGCUAGAAGAAACUCAAAGAGUAAUGAACACGAUAUUAUAGAACCUCAUGCUGAAAUUGAGCUUGAUGAAGAAACAUUGGCGGCAAUUGAGAAAGGUGGAAACCAACAUAAUAAUAAUAAUAACGGAAACAAAGGAAAUAAAAACAAAACUAGCCAAGCUACUGAUGAUGAAAUGAUGAUUAAAAUAGAAAUAGAGUCUGAAGAAUAUUUAACAAUAAACGAACCUGAAACACCAAAAACGAAAACGCAAGACUUGCAAAAGGGACAAGCCAAUGAUGAAGAGCUAUUGGUGCCCAAAGUUGAACCUAUCGAUGUCGAUGACGAGGAAUUCCAAUGUGAGAGUAAAACAAAUUCGACCUCACAUUUAGUAAGAAUCUUAAAUAAACCUCAAACACAGAGCCACACAACCAGCACAAGUUCAACGGUAACACCUGUGACACCAUCUAAAAUUUCGGUAGUAUCACCGACGAUUCUCAUGCCAUCAACGGGUCAAGCAACAACAGCAACUGUUAUGAAUACCCAAUCACCACGUCCAAUGCAGAUUAGUGGUAAUCUUCAAGCGUUAUUGGCAUCUUCAACGGCAAGAUUGUCGUGGACCACAAAUUGCAACAACAGCAGCAACAUUGCCAACAAUGGCUCAGAACAAUACAACGCAACAACAAAACAACAAUUGCAUGCCACAACCGCAGCAGCAACAGCAGACGAAGAAUUCUUCGCAGAAUAA